AUCUUACGCCAUGGCCUCUCAGAAUAUGGACCCCGCAGCAGCCUCGUCCACAGCAGCACUGAAGGGCAGCGAAACCAACGUCAGCGUGUCGAAAGGAUCCGUCACUAAAAGGCUACAGCAAGAGCUGAUGACGCUAAUGAUGUCAGGAGACAAGGGCAUUUCAGCAUUUCCAGAGUCUGACAAUCUCUUCAAAUGGAUUGGCACAAUAGAUGGAGCUCAAGGAACGGUUUAUGAAGGUUUGAGGUACAAACUUUCCCUGGAGUUUCCUAGCGGGUACCCCUACAAUGCCCCUCGGGUGAAAUUCGUCACCACUUGUUUCCACCCAAAUGUUGAUGAGAAUGGCUUCAUCUGCCUAGACAUUUUAAAGGACAAGUGGUCUGCACUAUAUGAUGUCCGCUCCAUUCUAUUGUCCAUUCAGAGUUUAUUAGGAGAACCCAACAAUGAUAGUCCAAUGAACUCUGCAGCUGCUGAACUAUGGGAUGACCAGGAAGCAUUCAAAGCCCAUUUGCACGCAACCUACAAGAACUGACCAUGAACAUUAACAUCUGCCUCUUGUUUUAUCUGUGUCUGUUUUCUUGUUCGUAAUGUACAUUUCCUGUAUUGGGUUUCUGUGUAUAUUUUUCCAUGUUGUCCUAAAUAAAAUGCUGAUUGAAUUGA
This is a messenger RNA of Carassius carassius (crucian carp), 657 nucleotides long. It is a transcript of the gene ube2c, whose product is annotated as ubiquitin-conjugating enzyme E2C. The transcript has 6 exons. Lineage: Eukaryota; Metazoa; Chordata; Actinopteri; Cypriniformes; Cyprinidae. The record is from RefSeq and is a predicted model, not a curated record. The coding region runs from base 11 to 529 and encodes 172 amino acids.